AUGAUAAAUUAAUUUUAAGUUCAUAAAAUGAUAGUGCGUACACCAAUGGAUAUUUAGAAUAUGUAAUUGUCAAAUACUUAACAAAAUAAAAAUAAUAUUUAAGCAACUAAUAAAAUUGAUAAAGCAAUAUAAGAAUGUAUAGACAGAUCAUCUCUUCAAAUUGAUGUUUUAGAAUAAAUAAGAGCAAGAUCAAAGGAUAGAAAAAGCAGUUAAAAAAAUACUACUAGUAGAACAACUAGAAGAUAUGAAGAGUAAAAUUAGAAUUAGUUGAUUUAAAAUGAAUUAACUAAACUAAUUAAAUUAGAUUUUUAAUAAGAAGGUUAAGAAAAUAUAUUUAGAAAUGAAUAAUUAUAAAGAAAAUAAAGUGUAUUUUAAAUUAGAUAAAAGGAUCUUGAUUAAAUGUUUGAAGAAACAAUUACAAAAAGCAGAUAAAUUACUUAAAAAUUUAAUUUUAUUAGAUGA
Messenger RNA from Paramecium pentaurelia, 462 nucleotides. The record is from the annotation of a GenBank genome assembly. Lineage: Eukaryota; Ciliophora; Oligohymenophorea; Peniculida; Parameciidae.